This is a messenger RNA of Maylandia zebra (zebra mbuna), 700 nucleotides long. RefSeq names its product leptin b (gene lepb). NCBI's taxonomy places the organism in Eukaryota, Metazoa, Chordata, Actinopteri, Cichliformes, Cichlidae. The record is from RefSeq and is a predicted model, not a curated record.
AUGCGUAACAUUCUGGCCCUUCUCUGCGUCUUUCUUAUGGCAGCUCAUCAGAGCACUAGUCUUCUCACAAAGGGAGAAUCCAUCAGAAACACCAUACACAACAUUGUAAACAUUGCUCAGAUAACCCUUGUCCACAUUAAGAAACUAAAGUUGCUGGCUUCACCGAUAGGUGUUCCCCCUCCUUCCAUUCUAGGACUAAGUAAUAUAAGCCAUGAGCUUGGAGUUUUGGAUAUUGAACUGCAGCAGCACCCUUUCCUCAUCCAGAUUCAGGCUGAUGUCUCCAGCUUGGAAGGAAGGGUGCGCUCCCUCGCCUUCUCAAUGGAGUGUCCCCUUAAGCCCAAACCAGCAGUACAGAUGAAUGAGAGUGUGUUCCCAGAAAGCCACCUUUACAUGACAGUGACAAAGGUGCAGCACUACCUAGAGGAACUUCUUCUCAACAAGGGCAAACUCAAGCUCUGCUAACAAAUUUAAGCUUGAUGCAUAUAUAGUAAGCCAGGACUUGACCCAGUGUAGGCAAAGGUUAAUUUGUCUUUGUGAUGCAUAUUUUCUAUACAUAUAAUUACUACGUGGACAACUGUCAGUCGUUAAAAGCAUGCAAUUAAUUCCAAUAAUUCAGCGAUUUGUAAUAUAAUGAAAAAAACUAUAAAGGGCAUCUUUUAUUUCAUACAACAAAUGUUUUAUAGGGUUUUACAGAUAGAUU